Messenger RNA from Mastomys coucha (southern multimammate mouse), 458 nucleotides. Its product is annotated as eukaryotic translation initiation factor 1A, X-chromosomal-like. The transcript has a single exon. NCBI's taxonomy places the organism in Eukaryota, Metazoa, Chordata, Mammalia, Rodentia, Muridae. The annotation marks the transcript as partial. Gene Ontology annotation, cellular component: cytoplasm. Gene Ontology annotation, biological process: translational initiation. Gene Ontology annotation, molecular function: translation initiation factor activity; RNA binding. The record is from RefSeq and is a predicted model, not a curated record.
CUUUCCUGCCGCCAGCCUGAGCAUGGUCCCAGCCAGUCUUUGCCUCCAUGCCCAAGAAUAAAGGAAAAGGAGGUAAAAACAGGCGUAGAGGGAAGAAUGAGAAUGAAUCCGAAAAGCGAGAGCUUGUGUUCAAGGAGGAUGGACAAGAAUAUGCUCAAGUAAUCAAAAUGUUGGGAAACAGACGACUGGAAGCCAUGCGUUUUGAUGGUGUAAAGAGGCUGUGCCACAUCAGAGGGAAAUUAAGAAAAAAGGUUUGGAUAAAUACCUCAGAUAUCAUAUUGGUGGGCCUCCGAGAUUUCCAGGACAACAAAGCCAAUGUCGUUUUAAAAUACAAUGCAGAUGAAGCUAGAAGUCUCAAGACCUAUGGUGAGCUUCGGGAGCAUGCUAAAACCAAUGAAACUGAUACAUUUGGUCCUGGAGAUGAUGAUGAAAUUCAGUUCGAUGACAUUGGGGAUGAU